Messenger RNA from Leopardus geoffroyi (Geoffroy's cat), 1784 nucleotides. Its product is annotated as izumo sperm-egg fusion protein 1-like. The record is from RefSeq and is a predicted model, not a curated record. Lineage: Eukaryota; Metazoa; Chordata; Mammalia; Carnivora; Felidae. The transcript is spliced from 6 exons. Gene Ontology annotation, molecular function: signaling receptor binding; protein binding involved in heterotypic cell-cell adhesion. Bases 1019 to 1708 code for a protein of 229 amino acids. Gene Ontology annotation, biological process: heterotypic cell-cell adhesion; sperm-egg recognition; fusion of sperm to egg plasma membrane involved in single fertilization. Gene Ontology annotation, cellular component: acrosomal membrane; plasma membrane.
GUGGCAGGGCCUCACUGGCUGAGAGGUAGUUCCAGAAUUAAGAAGUGGGGAAGGACCAGUCCUACCUCAUUCUCCCCACCCCACCCAGGUCCGUCCUCUCCAAGGAACCCUGUCCCCACAUUUACCAUGGGUUUCCUCUUGCCUUUUCCUGUCCUGCAGCCAGUGCUGGGAGCUGGGGCAAAGCCCGGCAGGAACAGUGGGGUCAGGAAGCCACCAGGGCCAAGGGAGCCAGGGUUCCGGGGUGCUGUUGGGACCUGAGGCAGGGGAAGACCCAGGCAUCCGGGGGUCCACACCCAAGAGCCCCUCUCCAGCAAUCUUCCAUCCCAGCACCCAUGAGCUAGGCUCCCAUCCUUCUCCUCCACCCAGACUUACGAGUUCACCCCAGCCCCCAGCACGGCAACCCCACCACUGAGGGCCUAGUCUGGGGGGACCAGAUGAACUUUCUAGUCUGAGAGGGGGCUGUCUGCUUUGUCCUGGAACCAUAGGCGGAGCCUCCCUUUGUUGCCGUCCAAUCAGACUCAGAGUUGGGUUUGUGGGCGGGGCCAAGAAAACUCCCGGGGAGCGUCCUUCUAGGCAAGUCCGGCGGCGGGGCGGGCCAGGUAGUAAGGUAGAAGGGGGAGGGUGUGGGAAUUCCUUGUAGAUCGGGGUGAAAGGUGACCUUGGCUCCAGUCAUAAAGCCCUCCACAUCACGUGACCAACGUCACCCUCUCCCCAACAACAUCCUUAUUGUCAGUCUUUGGAAAUCGAGUGGAAGACGGUGGCCUGCUCGUCCCUUCCAAAAGCCCUCAGCCUGGUUUCGGCUGUUCCGCUACAACAUUCAAGGUCAAGGUCGGGCAGCGGCUGUCUAGGGUGCCUCGGGACUCCGGACACCUCGGUUUCCUAACGGAGAAGUGGGAGUCCUGCAAAUUGGGGCUCUUCGUCUCAGGGAUAGGCUUCUUUCUCCUUAGCGAUCACCUCCUCCGAGUGGGGUGGGAGGACCCUGCCCGGGGUUCUGUGCGGGCUGAGCCCUCCGGCCUCAAUGGGUCCCCAAGUAGCCCUCCUGGUGGCGGCGCUAGCCGGCUGCCUGCUUCGGGCCCGGAGCUGUGUCAUUUGUGAUCCAAGGGUCGUGGCCGCGCUGGACGCCUUGGAAAAGGAAUACCUGCCCACCCACCUCGCUCCCGGGCGGCACAGACAAGUGAUGGAAAGGAUAAGAGAAACCGUGAGGGAUUUCCGGGACCUGCCAUAUUUAGAGGAUACCUUUAUGGGGGUUAUCGAUGAGGCCACAAUGGAAACGUCAGUCUUAAGUUUUCUGAGGAGUGUGAGACUUAUCAGAAACAGUGGCGCAGCAGAUGACACUUUCGUGAACGAGUUCUCCUGGAUGUUGACUCUGGAAAAGGCAGCCUUUCAGGGCUAUGUCGCUCGGUUCCAAAGAAAGGAUUUCUGUCCCAACAAAUGUGGUACAAUGUUGCAGCUUCUGAUCUGGUGCAGUAACUGUAAAAAGCAGCUUCACGCUUGUCGAAAAUCCAGAGAUUGUGGGGUGCUCCAAAUCAAUGUCCAUGAAACGGAAGACAUGAUCCUGGACUGUGAGCUCGACUGGCAUAAAUUAUCUCAAGGCCUGACCUAUUACAGCUUUUACAGGGUGAGCCCUUUAACCCCAAGUCCACAAGGCUUGUGUGAGCGCCGACCCCCUUAUCCACAAGCUUGUUGCCACAAUCCCCAUGACUCAUGAGCCACCAGGUUUGACUUCUAGGGAUCCCCGGGGACCCCAUGCCCUUAACAGUACACCCUGGACUCCCAUCUUCCCC